AUGGUUACAGAGAGAAGAAGUGUUCUUAGAGGGUGCAUAAGAACCAGUAGAGGGCCAUGGUUGGUUCACAAAACCACCAAAGACGGCAGUGUGGUAACAAGGUUCCGUUAUCCUUCCGAUAGGGAGAGGCAGAAGAACAAGCAAAGAGAGCAAAAACGUCGAGCUGUAGCACACAAGAUCUUUGCUGGACUGAGGGCUCAUGGAAACUAUAAGCUGCCGAAGCAUGCUGACACGAAUGAUCUUCUCAAGGCUUUGUGUGACGAAGCUGGUUGGCGUGUUGAAGAAGAUGGCACCAUUUACAGGAAAGAGAAGGACAUGCCAAGAUUGAUUGAUGUAGAUUCCGCUCAAGUCUCUGUGGAAGAUCAAAUUAAAGAUGGAGACUACUGUAAAUGUGAUGUUGACAUGAAUGUGGCAGAAACUAAGACAUCUCAACCAGGAGGCUCGCUCAUACCAUCUACUGAUGCGUUUAGCGUCAAUUUGAAUUUAUCACUAUCUUCCUAA
Molecule: messenger RNA, 501 nt
Organism: Nicotiana attenuata
Lineage: Eukaryota; Viridiplantae; Streptophyta; Magnoliopsida; Solanales; Solanaceae
Product: protein BZR1 homolog 2-like
Exons: 2
Coding region: 1-501 (166 amino acids)
Biological process (GO): brassinosteroid mediated signaling pathway; DNA-templated transcription
Molecular function (GO): DNA-binding transcription factor activity
Source: RefSeq, a predicted model, not a curated record